GCCCUCUAUUCAUGUAAGAAGAUUAUGUUGUGGAAGCGGAUGAAGCGGAUCAAAGCGGAUGUUCCAAUCUGUUGAAGCCGGCAAACGAUUUUUUUUUUUUCAUAAUCAGUCAGAGGAUAACUAUCGAAUAAUAGCCUGUUUUUGAUUUUUAAGUGUCAACAGAAACACAAUCAAGAUGACGAUCGGCAAGAACAAUAAAAUGCUACAGCAUAUCAAUUAUAGAGUCAGAAUUAUUCUCCAAGACUCUAGAACAUUUAUAGGCACGUUCAAAGCUUUUGAUAAACAUAUGAACCUCAUACUUGGAGAUUGUGAAGAAUUUCGUAAAAUUAAACCAAAGAAUACGAAGCAACCAGAAAGAGAAGAUAAACGUGUACUAGGCUUCGUGCUCUUAAGAGGAGAGAAUAUUGUUUCUUUAACAGUAGAAGGUCCUCCACCUCCGGAAGAAGGUUUACCCAGGGUACCUAUUCCUGGAGCAGCAGCAGGACCUGGUAUGGGUCGUGCAGCUGGUCGUGGUAUGCCUGCCAAUGUUGCUGGAGUACCUACUGGAUUACAAGGACCUGUCAGGGGGGUUGGUGGCCCAUCACAGCAGAUAAUGACACCGGGAGGCAGAGGCCAAGUUUCUGCACCACCACAGAUGCAUCCUGGUGGCCCUCCACGUAUGCCAGUUGGAGGUCCUCCACCUGGGAUGAUGGGUCCACCACCAGGAAUGAUGGGUAUGCCACCA
This is a messenger RNA of Dufourea novaeangliae, 724 nucleotides long. It is a transcript of the gene SmB, whose product is annotated as small nuclear ribonucleoprotein-associated protein B. NCBI's taxonomy places the organism in Eukaryota, Metazoa, Arthropoda, Insecta, Hymenoptera, Halictidae. Gene Ontology annotation, biological process: mRNA splicing, via spliceosome. Gene Ontology annotation, cellular component: U2 snRNP; U5 snRNP; U4/U6 x U5 tri-snRNP complex. Gene Ontology annotation, molecular function: RNA binding. The annotation marks the transcript as partial. The record is from RefSeq and is a predicted model, not a curated record. The transcript is spliced from 3 exons.